AUGUGUUUGUGUGGUGUGACUAAUGUUAAUGCCGGAAACGCAUUCAAUUUAAGCAGAGAUGUCCCUUUAUCAGUGGCGUCAUACUACGGUGAUCACAUGGUUCUACAGAAAGCACCUGCCGCAGCUAGUUUAUGGGGAUACUCUUCCAAUAUCGGUGACGUUAUCCUGGUUAAACUCAUAAACACCCAAGAAAUUCAACAAGAACAGGGAAUAGUAUGGAUGGGACCAGAAGGUAAAGGUGUGUGGAGCGUGUUGCUGCCACCGAAUGAAGCUGGUGGUCCUUAUUCUAUCAAUAUUUCUAACAGUUUUGGAAACAUGAUCACAAUUAAUGAUGUACUCUUUGGUGAUGUGUGGAUCUGUUCAGGUCAAAGUAAUAUGCAGUUUACUCUUCCUAUGGCCUUCAACUCAUCUGAAGAAAUAGCUGAAUCUUCUUACUAUCCUGAUAUAAGAUUGUUUACCGUAGCUAUGGAAACAGCCCAUGAACCACAGUACGAUUUUAUAAGUGUAGAGCAACCUUGGUCAGUAGCAUCGCCACGAAGUGUGGGAAAUGGUAAUUGGACAUAUUUCUCUGCUGUUUGUUGGUUAUAUGGUAAAUAUCUAUACCAGAAACUCAAAUAUCCUAUUGGUCUGGUUGCAUCAGAUUGGGGAGGAACUGCUAUUGAAACAUGGUCUUCCCCAGAUGCUCUAGAAAGAUGUGGAAUAUCCGAAAAACCGAAGACAAGUGACGUUCCGUGGCCUACAGCAUAUUCUGUACUUUGGAAUGCGAUGAUGCAUCCGUUUUUAAACUACACGAUAUAUGGAGUAAUAUGGUAUCAAGGGGAAGCCAAUGCUGGGAAUCCUUUGGGUUAUAACUGUAGUUUUCCUGCUAUGAUUGAUGAUUGGAGAGUGAAGUUCAGUGAAAGCAACCCCCAGACCUCAAGUUCAUUCCCUUUUGGAUUCGUUCAGUUAGCAGCCAACAGAAACGACCCUUCUAUUUCUACUGGCUACCCAGGGAUCAGGUGGUCUCAAACAACUGGCUACGGGUCAGUGCCGAAUCCACGUCAGAAAAAUGUUUUCAUGGCAGUUGCUAUGGAUCUGCCGGAUUAUACUUCUCCUUUUUAUAGCGUUCACCCGAGAGACAAAGAGACAGUGGCUAGCCGUUUAGCGUUAUCCGGACUUGCUGUUGCUUAUGGGAAAGCAGAAAAAUACCAGGGUCCAUUUCCUUCUCAUGUGAUCUUUUCCCGACUUAACAAUCAGUUAUCUAUUAUUUAUGAUAUGGGACAAGCGAAUCUACUCAUAAAAUCUCAAAAUGGCUUCGAGUUCUGUUGUAGUUUAUCAUUGGCUGUUUGUGAUCUGCCAUCGCUGACGUCAUGGUAUGCUGUUACAACCAUGACAAGUACAUCGACAACGGUGACACUAGAAGUACCAACAUCUUGUAAUAAUAAAACUGUUCAAGUUGUAAGAUAUGCUUGGAGAGAAUCACCCUGUCCAUAUAAACAAUGUGCUGUUUAUGGUUCAGUCAAUGAAUUACCUGGGCCACCUUUUCAAAUAUCUCUUAUUUAAUACUGGCUAGCUUGCAAUUAGACAUAAACAUGAAUAUAACUUCAUUUAU
Molecule: messenger RNA, 1591 nt
Organism: Patella vulgata (common limpet)
Lineage: Eukaryota; Metazoa; Mollusca; Gastropoda; Patellidae
Product: sialate O-acetylesterase
Exons: 10
Coding region: 1-1542 (513 amino acids)
Biological process (GO): carbohydrate metabolic process
Molecular function (GO): sialate O-acetylesterase activity
Source: RefSeq, a predicted model, not a curated record